Molecule: messenger RNA, 759 nt
Organism: Coffea eugenioides
Lineage: Eukaryota; Viridiplantae; Streptophyta; Magnoliopsida; Gentianales; Rubiaceae
Exons: 1
Coding region: 1-759 (252 amino acids)
Molecular function (GO): zinc ion binding; nucleic acid binding
Source: RefSeq, a predicted model, not a curated record
AUGGCGGAGGAACUAGCGGAUGCGAUAAGAAAGUUCGAUCUUUCAGAUAAAGAACUUGAAGGAACUGACCUGGGUGAUGUUGAGAUAGAUAUAGGUAUUCAAGAAUGUCAGUUGAGUUUAGUGGGGAGAAUCAAGGGUGAGAAAGUGGCCAACUUUGUUGGGGUCAAGAAUUUUGUGACCACAGCUUGGGGCUAUCCGAGGAAUCUAAGGAUCUUAGAAUUGGGGCCAAAUAUGUUUCAGUUCUAUGUUCCUAACAGGGAGGACAGAGAUAGAAUAGUAGGAGGAGGACCCUGGGUCAUGGACAACCAAAAUUUGGUGAUGAAACAUUGGGUUGAAGGAAUAGAAGAUGAUAUUUCUGCUUUUGACCUGGCACCUUUCUGGGUUCAAGUCUGGAAUUUACCUGUGCACUGGAUAACUAAAGAAGUGGGGAGGAAAAUAGGUGCAAUUUUUCAGGAGGUAAAGGACGUACUGGUGCCUCAAGUAGGAGGAAAAGAAGGAAGACAUUUAAAGCUUCUAGUGGUACUGGAUACCUCUCUACCUCUGCUCAGGAGAACGACAGUGAAAGUCAAUGGAGCCUUGAAAUGGUUGAAUUUCAGAUACGAAAGGUGUCCAGACUUCUGUUACAAGUGUGGAAUGGUUGGCCAUGGAGAGAAGUCCUGCAAGGCAAUAAUACAGAUAAGCAGAGGAAAGCAGGAACAUCAGUAUGGACCCUGGAUGAGAGCCAAUAUAGGGAGAGUCUCUCCGCCAAAGGAACAUUAG